This is a messenger RNA of Rotaria sp. Silwood1, 3309 nucleotides long. Lineage: Eukaryota; Metazoa; Rotifera; Eurotatoria; Philodinida; Philodinidae. The record is from the annotation of a GenBank genome assembly.
AUGAAACAUGAUUAUGAAUCAAAGAGUAAGUUGGUUGAAUUUUGUCGAACACAAUAUGCUGACAAUAUUCUUCAAUUGGGUUUAAUCGAUGAAUUUGAACAAGAAUAUAAUAAUGCUUUAGCCAUUGAAUGGUAUACAAAAGAAUCAUUUCUUUAUGUAAUGUUAAAUCGAGCUUUGCGAAAUCAAGAUAUUGAAACGAUCAUGAAAAUGGGAUUCUUUCUACAGGAUCUUCAUCAACGAAUUGCAGACAUGCAUAUUAAACAAUCAGAAACUCGUGAUAGUAAUAGAUUUAUUGUUUACCGAGGACAGGGUAUUAUGCCUGAUGAAAUAGAAAAGAUACAAACAAGUCAAGGUGGUCUUCUUUCUUUCAAUAGUUUCUUGUCGACGACUCUCGAUGAAAAAGUUUCACUUCACUUCGCAGAACAAGCAUACAAAAAUCCAAAUGUUAUCGCAGUUUUAUUUCACAUGGAGAUUAAUCCUAAGAUCUCAUCGGUUCCAUUUGCUUUUAUUGAUAAACAGAGUGCAUUUAAAUACGAGAGUGAAAUUCUUUUUUCUAUGCAUACCGUUUUUCGAAUUAUGGGCGCUCAAAAACUUAAGGAGAGGUUUUGGCAAGUCAAUUUAGCCUCGACAAGUGAUAAUGAUGAACAACUCAAAAUGCUUACUGAUUAUUUUCGAAAAGAGAUUGAAGGAAGUACUGCUUGGGAACGAUUGGGCCAUUUGAUGCUUAAAAUGGGAGAAUUUAGUCAGGCUGAAGAAUUAUAUGCACCACAGCUUGAUGCGACAGAUGAAAAGAAUGGGCGAAAUCAUGCUCAUCUCAAUAACCAACUUGGAUAUAUCUACAGUCAGAAAGAUGACUAUAAAACCGCACUUUCAUAUUAUGAAAAGACACUCAAAGUGGAGCUGGAAUUUCUUCCUCCAGACGAUUCUUCGCUUGCUGUGACCUAUAAUAAUAUAGCAACAGUACAGAAUUUAAUGGGAUACUAUUCAUCUGCACUUUCGUCGUAUGAAAAAGCACUUGAGAUAGAAGACAAAUCUCUUCCUCCUGAUCAUUCUACAUUAGCUACAACCUACAGCAACAUCGGUUUAGUGCAUAAAACUUUAGCAGACUUUAAGAGUGCACUUUCAUUUUAUCAAAAGGCGCUUGAAAUUCGAAAAAAAACACUUCCACCUAAUCAUCCAGAUUUUGGAAUUAUAUACAGUAAUAUUGGCGGACUACAUCAAGACAUGGGAGACUAUUCAGCUGCUCUCAAAUUAUAUCAACAGGCACUUGAUCUUCGAGAAAAUAUCUGCCACCGAAGCAUCCAAAUUUGGCUACAAGCUACGGCGUGUGAAAUUCGAGAAUCAUCUCUUCCUUCUAAUCAUCCAGAUAAAGCCAACAGCUACAAUUGCAUUGGUUCAGUAUAUAAUUCGAUGGAUGAUUAUUCGAAUGCCCUUUCAUGGUUUGAAAAAGCACUCGAAAUUCAAAAGCAAGCUUUUCCAGAAAACCAUCCAGCUUUUGCUAAUACUUACAAUAACUUUGGUUCGGUUUAUAGUUCGAUGGGAGAAAAAUCAACUGCUCUAUCAUACUAUCAAAAAGCGCUAGAAAUUCGAGAACUCUCACUUCCUCCAAACCAUCCUGAUAUAGCUACUAGAUACAAUAACCUUGGUACAAUCUAUAGCACUAUGAGAGAUAAACAAAAAGCUUUAUCGUCCUAUGAAAAGUCACUCGAAAUCGAACGAACUUCUCUUCCUCCAAAUCAUCCGACGUUUGUUACUACAUACAAUAAUAUUGGUUUAGUUCACCAAUCAAUGAACGAUUACUCUACUGCACUUUCUUUUUAUCAAAAAGCAUACGAAAUCUGUGAAACAAAUGCUCAACUCAGUGAAUCCGAUGAAGCAGCUAUGACUUAUAAUAAAAUGGGAUCAGCGCAUCAUUCAAUGAAACAGUAUUCUACUGCUCUAUCAUUUUUCGAAAAAGCACUUGAAAUACAAAGUAAAUCUCCUAAUCCUAAGAUUCGUAAUUUGGCUAUUACGUACAGUAACAUGGGUUUAACCUAUCACGAGAUGAAUGAUCAUCAAAAGGCACUUUUAUAUUAUGAAAAAGCACUUGAAAUUGAACAGAAAAUGUUUCCUGACGAUCAUUGCGAUUUGGCUACUUCAUACAGUAAUAUUGGAUUAGUAUAUGAUUCGAUGAAAGAUUAUACACAAGCACUUUCAUUUCAUGAGAAAGCACUUGUUAUUCGAAAGAAAAAGAUGUCUUCUGAUGAUUUAACACUUGCUUCAACUUAUAACAACAUUGCUUCAACAUAUUAUGAAAUGGAAGACUACUCGAAUGCGAUCUCAUUGUACAACAAAUCACUUCGCAUUCGUGAAAAAUCUCUCGCUACCAAUGAUCCAAUUCUAGCAACUACCUACAAUAAUAUCGCAGUUGCUUAUAAGUUAAUGGAAGAUCAUAUCAAUGCACUUGCAUUUUAUGAAAAGUCACUAGCUAUUCGAGAACAUUCUCUUACAGGUAAUGAUCCAACAUUAGCUGCAAUCUAUAGUAGCAUGGGAUCAAUAUAUUAUUCAAUGAACAAUCAUUCGAAUGCUGUUAUGUUUUACAAGAAAGCCAUUGCAAUUGAAGAGCAGUCGUUAACUCAAGACUAUUCAUCAUUGGCAACGAAUUACUACAACAUUGCUGUCGCUUAUAGUUCAAUGAAUGAUGAAUCAAACGCUCUUCUUUUUUAUCAAAAGGCGCUUGAAAUUCGACUAAACAAGCUUCCAAUUGAUGAUCCAUCUUUGGCGAAACUCUAUACUAGCAUUGCAUCUCUACAUUAUUCGAUGAAUGAUUAUCCAAAUAGCGUUCAAUUUUAUAAGAAAUCAAUUGAGAUUCGUGAAAAAUCGUCGUCUACAGAUGAUCUCGAAUUAGCAACCAAUUAUAACAACAUUGCUGUUACUUGUAAAGCAAUGGAUGACCUCACAAAUGCUCUGGUAUAUUAUGAAAAAGCACUCGCGAUUCGAGCUCAAAGACUUCCACCAAGUGAUCCACUAUUGGUUCCACUUUAUAGCAGUAUUGGAUCGAUACAUUCAUCAAACGGCAACAAAUUAGCUUCGGUUGAAUUUUAUGAGAAAUCACUUAAAAUCCAGGAAACAUUACCCUCUCCUAAUUAUUCGUCGAUGUCUGUGAUGUAUUACAAUACAGCCAUAGCUUAUGAAGGUCUUCAAAACUACGAAGCAGCUCUCAAACAUGCUGAGCGUUCUGUCGAAACUGCUCGCUUAGCUUUUGGUCCUGACCAUUCGGAAGUGAAGGAAAAUCAAAUGUUGGUGGAUAGACUUCGUAAUAAACAAUGA